This is a messenger RNA of Salvelinus fontinalis (brook trout), 3642 nucleotides long. RefSeq lists its product as uncharacterized. Bases 538 to 3639 code for a protein of 1033 amino acids. The record is from RefSeq and is a predicted model, not a curated record. The transcript is spliced from 13 exons. Lineage: Eukaryota; Metazoa; Chordata; Actinopteri; Salmoniformes; Salmonidae.
UGGCCUGUGUUAGUAAACGUCGGCAAAAAAAGCGUAAUUAAAUUGUUGCCAGCAGCACAGUUCAGUCACCAACGCUCUGGAUAACAUGAAGACAGCCUAACCAUCUCUGCUAGGGUGAGAAAUGGUCAGUGAGGUGUUCUCUCAUUUAUGUCUGGAAGUAGUUAACUUUAGCCAGAGCUUGGGUGCGUGACAGCCGUUGUGAGGUCAGAACACUCGGAUCAACCCUACUCCUCGACCAGAGCGUCCAGUGUGCACUCUGAACGCCCCGAGAGCAAAACUCUCUGAUUUUACCAACGGACAAUCUGACAACGCCCUGAAUUUACGAACGCCCCGAGCACACUGACAGGGCCCUCUCUGGCACUCCAGAGUUAAUUCACGAACGCUCCCCGGAUAGAACAAGGCCGCGCUUGUUUUUGUUGGACGUAUGUUGCCCUGACAACAGCGCAAGUCAAUCCCUAUUUUGAAAGCGUUUUCCAGUGGUACAUUUUCUUCCGAUUUACAAACGUUCUCAGAAAAUACUAGGCGCCGAGGUGUAUCAUGGCUGAUCCAGUGGCAACGACAACCGAAGGGCCACCAACAGAUGGAAAAUCAGUCCAUUUCAUUGGGAAUCUGUUGAGAAGAGUGUCAAGAGCCGAGCCUGUUCCUGAUGACGAUGAGGAAGAGGAUGAGGAGCUUCCCCCCACACCACCGCCACUAAUUCCACGAGGCCCACUGAAAGGAUGUCUAACAGUCCACCUGAAAAACUGCAGGGAUUUCAAUAAAAACUCUUCCAUAAAGAAAGGCACCCAGGGCUUCCUGAGGGCGAGUAUUGGGGAGAAGGUGAAGUGUACUAUGGUCCAGCCCUACAAGGACUCCAAGGCGGAGGGCUCCAAGUUCCCCCUCUGCUUCAACGAGUGGAAGUAUUUCUCCAUACAGAUUCCUAAGAGCACUGAUAACACGCUGGGUGUCUGUGAGUCACACCGUCUGUUGGUGGAGCUCAUCUUCUUCGAGCAGGGCACAGGAGUUCCCAAGCUCAUAGGAAAGACCUUUGUCAAACUGCUGGACAUCCUCAGUAAGUCCCAAAUGAACCACCUGCUGGAGCUGAGGCUCAAGCGCCAGAUCAUCUGUAAGCUGGAGAUGGAGAUGGUGAUGGCGUAUGGAUCCUUGGGUUACGGAUACUCCCACCAGUUGAAGCACCCAAUGAGAAACAUGGAGAGCCUAGUGGAGCGCUCUCUCUUCCUCCGCCGUCCACCACCGGACGACCGCAAAGACCAUCACUAUAAUGUGGUCACUCCUAAGCCAGUUCCUUAUUUAGACUUUAUCGCAGCGCUGAUGUACAGAGAGACCACCAACCCAGACAACAGGACGACUUACCCCUCAAACAGCACAAUCUCCCCCAUCAUCCUGGAAUGUAUGGAGAAGAGGGGCAGGCUACUGCAGAUGCAUGAGGAGAUGGAGGCGUUUGAGUCGUCCGAGGACUCCCUGCAGUACCUGGAGAAACUGGUGAUGAAGAAAGGGAUUAGAACCGGUACCCCCUGGAGGAUGAACAAGAGGUUCAAGGUUCUCUCUAAGUGGAGGAAAAAGGCAACCAUGGUUUCCAGGCUGCUCAAUUUUGGAGGCUGCUCAGAGGCGGCGAAACAACAGCGAGACACAAUUUUGCCCACAGGGCCAUUGGGUGUGACUCCCCCUGUGCCACUUUUAAAGCCCCGUGCCAUGCAACAGGAGAAAAUACCCUUAGUCAACGAGAACGAAGUGUCUGAAAUGAGCAAGCCUCCAUCUCCCAGAAAGACCCUGGCUGCAGCAUCUGGCCUGUCCACAUGUAUGGCCUCCACCCAGGUUGCCCAGUCAGCCCCAUUCUCUCCACCUCCAUCUGAUCAAUAUACCAGACCGCCAACAGUAGCCACCCCACCUACAUCAGCCGUGGCCCAUAAGGUAUCUCCCCCUAGCAGUGUGGCCUCCAGCUCCAUGGACCACCCUGUCCAGUCCAGGGCCACCUCUUCCCCCAGACACGUCACCCUGGUCCUGGCUGAGGGUCCCACCACCCCAGCCUCCACCUCCACUCAGCCCAGUACCAGACACAUCCCUAAACCCACCAAUGUGGCUGCAGUCCCCGUUCCCAUCCACCUGACCUCCCUCUGUGUUCUUACUACCCUGGAGGAAGACGGAGAGGAGGAAGACGGAGAGGAGGAAGACGGAGAGGAGGAGGUCGAGGAGAAAAAGGAGGUGCAUAUUCCAGUAUCGUCCUCCCUCCUCAAGACGCUCUCCUCUCUGACGCUGACCCCCGAGAUGGCCCUCCAUGCCACCCUGGUGCCCUCGCGCCAACAGAGCAGGCAUGGGCAGCUGGAGGAGUGUCAGCCAGCUAACCCCAGCUGCCAGCAGGAGGAGUGUCAGCCAGCUAACCCCAGCUACCAGCAGGAGGAGUGUCAGCCAGCUAACCCCAGCUACCAGCAGGAGGAGUGUCAGCCAGCUAACCCUAGCUACCAGCAGGAGGAGUGUCAGCCAGCUAACCCUAGCUACCAGCAGGAGGAGUGUCAGCCAGCUAACCCUAGCUACCAGCAGGAGGAGUGUCAGCCAGCUAACCCUAGCUACCAGCAGGAGGAGUGUCAGCCAGCUAAACCUAGCUACCAGCAGGAGGAAUGUCAGCCAGCUAACCCUAGCUACCAGCAGGAGGAAUGUCAGCCAGCUAACCCUAGCUACCAGCAGGAGGAGUGUCAGCCAGCUAACCCCAGCUACCAACCUUACCAGGAGAGCCCGUCCAGGGGGAAAAGUGACCAGGGGGGGACUGGUAGUGGUGCCGCUGGAGGAGUGAGGGAGUCGGAGUGGACCCAGAGAGAGGCUGCUGGAAUGGGCAGCAUUGGAAGUCGGUGGAAGCGGAAUUUUGCUGGGCUUGUCUCUCUUGGUCCCGGAGGGCAGAGGAGGGAAGAAGAUGCCCCAUGCAGCAGCACUGCCCUCAGGUCCCCUACACUGAUCGACCUGGCCCCACCACGGCUGCUGGGGGCCUGGACCGAGAACAUUGCCACUGUGCUGACACCCAUAGGGGGGGGUGGGGGAGGCCUGGACUGGAGAUCUGGAGGUCUGCCCACCGCCCAGAGAACCAGCCCGACUCUCUGCUCUCAGUUAAUCUUCCCGCCGUUAUCCGACCCUCUGAGCCAGAGCCCUCUGACGCGCUCCCCCCUGCCGCACCUCGGCUCACGGGCCACCGACACACCUUCUCCAGACCUGGAAACCUGGACCCUAGAUAGUUCCCUCUUCCUCGGUGGCAUGCUGUGUGAGUCCAACCCUCCAGAUCUACGUGUAGGCCAAACCAGCGGUGGCAGCAACACUGACAGGCACACCCAGAGAUCAGGAGGAGCCAGCACAGAGCCACUCACCACACUCAACUCCUGGCUCAGCAGUGACAAUCUCCCCACCGGAGCUGGCUCAGACUCUGGACAGUGGUCCCUCCUCUCAGAGAUCGACAUGUCACCACUCCGCAGCGGACUGGUCUUCUCCCCCCUCACCCCCAUCUCCUCCUCCGACCCCCUCACCCCCAGCUCCUCCCCUACCAGAAGCACCAGAGGCAGCAAGCUAGGCAAGGAGAGACCCAGGGUCGUGGAGACACCUCAUUCCCCGUAUCACAGACGCAACAGAGACCGCAGAGAUUAUUAUGGGAAGAUGUAGCAA